This is a messenger RNA of Papaver somniferum (opium poppy), 2075 nucleotides long. Its product is annotated as L-type lectin-domain containing receptor kinase IX.1-like. The record is from RefSeq and is a predicted model, not a curated record. Gene Ontology annotation, molecular function: protein kinase activity; ATP binding; carbohydrate binding. Gene Ontology annotation, cellular component: plasma membrane. NCBI's taxonomy places the organism in Eukaryota, Viridiplantae, Streptophyta, Magnoliopsida, Ranunculales, Papaveraceae. Gene Ontology annotation, biological process: protein phosphorylation. The transcript has a single exon. The coding region runs from base 1 to 1872 and encodes 623 amino acids.
AUGGCGUUAUACUACACUGUAUUGAUUCCUUCUGUCUUCUUCUUUCUUUGCAUUUCCACUGUAAAUUCAGUUUCUUUCAACAUCUCUAGCUUCAAACCUGGUAAUAAGGAUGUUAAUUUGUUUGGUACAUCAAAUUACUCCAGGGGAAACAUUGAGUUGACUAACCCCAUUUCUGACCAAUGUAUUGGAUGGGCUACCUACAAAGAGCAUGUGCCUCUUUGGCACUCUGGAAAUCUCUUUGAUUUCACCACUCAUUUCACCUUUUCAAUUAACGGUCAGGACCUCUACCAUGGUGAAGGUAUUGCAUUCUUUCUUGCUCCAGUCGGCUUUCAUAUUCCACUUAAUUCACCAGCUAAACAUCUUGGUCUUUUUAAUGAAACAACAUAUAAUUCGCCAUCACUGAACCAGAUUAUCGCUGUUGAAUUUGAUACUCAUCAUGAGAAUGAAAAUUGGGAUGUUCAACAUGAUCAUGUUGGGAUUGACCAUAAUUCCCUUAUUUCGGUUGUUAAUACCACUUGGAAUUUUACUUUAGGUGAAACUUAUCAUGCUUGGAUUACUUAUAACUCCACCACUAAGAACCUCAGUGUGUACUGGACUUAUGAAAAUAACACAAUUUUUCGAGGAGAUUCUCUUCUUUCUUACCUGAUCGAUUUGAAGGAGGUUCUACCGCAAAACGUUAUGGUUGGAUUCUCUGCUUCUUCUGGUUUUGUUAAUGGGACACAUACUCUUCUAUCGUGGGAGUUCAAUUCAAGUUUAGCAGCCAAGAAGAAAGAAAUAAACAAAAAAUUGGUGGUUGGAUUGACAGUUCCAGGUGCUCUUAUUUUGAUCUUUGGUAUUGGUGUAGCAUUGAUUAUGUUGAAAAAGCCGAAGGAUAAGAAACCAGCGAUUUUAAUACCAGCUGGGCCAAGAAGCUUCUCUUACAAAAAUCUAGUUUCAGCUACAAACAACUUCUGUCAGGAAAGGAAAUUAGGAGAAGGUGGUUUCGGAGGUGUUUACCAGGGCAGGUUGAAUGAUUCAGAUCAGCCAGUUGCUGUCAAGAAAUUCACAAGGGGAUCUAGUCAAGGUACAAAAGAAUACAUAAAUGAAGUCACGAUCAUAAGCCAGCUGAGUCACCGUAAUUUGCUGCAACUGAUCGGUUGGUGCCAUGAGAAAAAGGAGCUUAUUCUUGUUUACGAGUUGAUGCCAAAUGGGAGCUUAGAUUCAUAUCUAUCUGGCAAAAGAAAUCAUCUGGUUUGGGCUAUAAGAUACAAAGUAGCUCUCGGGUUGGCGAAUGCACUGUUAUACCUCCAUGAAGAGUGGGGGAAGUGUGUCCUACAUCGUGAUAUCAAGUCGAGCAAUGUGCUGCUGGAUUCAAACUUCGACCCCAAACUUGGCGACUUUGGUUUGGCACGGUUCAUGGACCAUGAUCGCUUCUCUCAAUCCACUGGUUUGGCUGGAACUUUCGGAUACUUGGCACCGGAAUACAUCAGCACCGGGAGGCCUAGCAAAGACUCUGACGUAUUUAGCUUUGGAGUAGUGGCUUUAGAAAUUGUUUGUGGGAGAAAAUCAUUCGUUUCUUUUGGCGAAAUAUCCCAAAUGGGAUUGGUAGAGUUAGUUUGGGAUCUCUACGGAAAAGGAAAACUCUCGGCUGCAGUAGACAAGAAACUAGGUAAUGAUUUCGAUAGCGAAGAAGCAGAACGUUUGAUGAUUCUCGGGCUAUGGUGUGCACAUCCUGAUCGCAGUUUCAGACCUUCAAUAAGGCAAGCAAUCCAAGUGCUGAAUAAGGAGUUAAGUUUACCAAUUCUUCCACCAAAGAUGCCUGUUCCCUUGUACCAUGUACCCGAAAUUGUUCUUGCCUCAUACAGUACAAGUCUUGACGACAUUGGCCGGUAACUGUUACCAUAUGCAGAAGAUACAUACACUGCUUGUCCCAGUCUCUAGCUUAAUAAAAUAUGUAUUCUGCACACAAAGAUAUUAGUACUGUUUUUGUAGUUUACUAGAUUUGUGCCCGUGCUAUGCACGGGACUUCGCCCCGCCAUAUGAUGAUACAUUUUUGAUUAGGUGUGCGCGGGGCGAAGCCCCAUGACUGAUGCUAG